Molecule: messenger RNA, 3337 nt
Organism: Notothenia coriiceps (black rockcod)
Lineage: Eukaryota; Metazoa; Chordata; Actinopteri; Perciformes; Nototheniidae
Product: potassium voltage-gated channel subfamily D member 2-like
Exons: 3
Coding region: 869-1225 (118 amino acids)
Source: RefSeq, a predicted model, not a curated record
GCUGUCAUUCCAGCGCUUCAGUGUGAUCGUCUCUUACAUCACACCUCUCAGCUGCGGCAUCGACAUGCUUCCUCGACACUCUCUCUAUCCAUACAGCAGGAGGGCCAGGCAGGCGCAGUUGCCUUCUGGCAGAGCACGGCCAUUACAGUCACACUGACUCAUGACAAGCUCUGCAUGUCUGUCCAACAGGGUUUGGAGGGGAAGGAGGGAAACUCAAGGCUUACUGGACAGUGGGUCUAGGGAGGCUGUCUGCUCUCCUGCAUCUCCUCUAAACUCUGUCUCUGAUCUGCUGUGUGUUCUGUGUGUUAUUUCUAGAGCAUCCAGGUUGUAAUGCAAACUAACACAACAUACCUUCCAUCCCAGAGCCGUGCAGAGCUUCAUCCACGUGUGCGGUGUUGUUGUGGUCCAGAAUCUGUGACGUGUUUGGUGCAAUCUGUCCGAUCUGUGUCUAGGUGUGCCACUGCUGUUGCACUGAAAUGAGCUCUAAUUUGACAUUUCUGGUCCUUCUCACCAAAUCAGCGUAAUGGCAAAACUAAUUCUAUCAGUGAAACAUGUUAUAGUCAGCCACUCGCUCUAUGCAGGCUGCCGUGCUACAGAUCAGCAUUUCAACCCUCAGUGCUUUGUGUACUCUCCACUACAUCACUGAGCUGUUGCCCGACACUGUUUCUGUGCAGAGUGUGAACCUGCUCAUCUACACUGUUGUUUCUCUCACUUUGUAUGUUCCAAGGCCUGCAAGGAGGCAGGAAAAGCCCUGGUGGCAAAGGCCGCCAGCCCUCCUUUUGAGACCCAGCAUAAUCACCUGCUGCACUGCCUGGAGAAGACCACGAACCACGAGUUUGUGGACGAGCAGACGUUUCAGGCCAACUGCAUGGAGAUCUCUGUGAUGAACAAGUCGGGGUCCUGUGCGUCCUCGCUGUCCUCGUCUCCACACGGCCUCAGCUCGUGCUGCUCACGACGCCACAGGAAGAAGAACAGCUUCAGCCUGCCCAGCACAAACAACCAGGAGCUCAGCACCAUCCAGAUCAGAGAGAGGCCGAUGGUCAACAGCCGCUCCAGUCUGAAUGCCAAACUCGAUGGGACUGCGCCCUUGAAAUGUGACAAAUCUUACAUCACUCCUUCCAUGGUCAGCCUAUCUGCCCCGGUGGUGACCUCAUCGGACGGGCACGGCUCCACCACCACCUCCACAUACUCUCAGAGCAACAUUGUCCGAGUAUCUGCCUUGUAGAUGUCAUGCUUAUCUGAUCAGCAAACUGGUCUCAAGAAGCACCAGAUGCUGAGGAGAGGGACCACCGAGCAUCAACCUGCCAUAAUCUAGAGGGAUUAUAAGAUUAGCAGAAAUCUGGGUUUUUUGAAGUAGUGAUCUCAUCUGAUGUCAAACUCUGCAUGGUAUUACAAUGAUGUGGACGGCUGCCUUGGAUAUAUGAGCGAACCAGCAGAUCUUGCUCCAUUAAGCACAGCAGAGCAACGGGAGUGUUUGGACUGCGUGGUUAUCGUUGUUGCCUAAAAAUACUGAGAAAACUUUAUUUUUGAAUAUGUAAUGUAGUUGUAAUUGUUGUCUUCUGGUUCAAAGGAGGAGAGGCAGACGUUACAAGGUCAUUCAUCAUGGCCUCUGAUGACAAAGCACACAUAUUCAUUAACCAAGGGCCAUCUUUGUGAAUAUUAAAUCCGAAUACUUACACAGAAGAAACAUUCACUCACCACCCACUUAAAUAGAUCAUUUUGAAAUCCCUCAAUUAACUGCUUUCCAAUAGUCACUGUUGUAAAUUCAGAAAACAUGCAUCCACUGGAAUGGAUAACUGUUGUGAAUAUUCAUUAACUGACUCAUUAACUGGUUGGUGUCAUCGCUUGAUGAGUAAAAUAUGCUUCGCAUCAUGACAUGUUUGUGAAAUGUGCAAAUGCAAGUGAAAAUGACAGAAUCUGUGUUAACUUACAUAUUUGACAUUCUGAUAUGGAUCUAUGUGAAAGCCAUUGUCAUUAAUUAACAAUUGAUAUUGCGAAGUAUACAGGGUACAUACAGUAUUAGUUAGGUCACAAGGUAGGGACAUAAGUUAAUGUUCUCCGCAACACUUAACUAAUACUAACCCUAAUGUUGACUUAAACCAUAUGAAAGAGUGUUGGACAUCAAUUCCACUGAGUUGCUCUUAAAUUCUAAUAUUCAUUAUAAUCAGCGAGACUUGGUAGAUUUCACUGUGUUAAAGGACCAUUUUGUACAUUUUUCAUAUUGUAAAUAUCUCAGUUAGAAUUUAUCAAAUGCAUUUGAAGUUGGCUUCUCUUAUUUCUAGAUUUAGUUGACAGUUGUUGCCAUACUAUUUCUGUCUGUUAACUGGUUGAAUUAAGGAUUUGCAUGCUGUCAUUGCAGAGUUCUGUUUUAUUAAAAGUAUGUCUUCUUGUCGGAGGUUUGUCAGUAAAAAUGAGAUUAAUGAAAGGAAACACAAUGAGCCUGGUAUGUUAUGAUGUAAAUUCUUUGCUUUUAAUGAAAUGAAAAUCUUGUCAUGGGUGAGGAAAAAGGGAUAAAUAAUCACACAUUGUGCAUUUGGUGCAGUGGAUAGAAUAAAUACUGUAGCUCUACUGAAAAACCCAUUAAAUGACCCAUGUCUUUUGUUUUUAAUAGAGUGCACUUAGGUGGAUUUCAUCAUGUUUUGCCUGAUUACUCAAAGAGCUAAUAAUAAUAGGAUGGGAUAAUAAUUAGGUGCUGCUGGAGGACAUGUGAGGGCCUGACUGUCCCAGUGGUGGGGCUCUGCUGCAGGGUCUCUGGAGACAGACAGGCGGGCCUCAGUGAUUGUUUGACAGAGGCCUCCGCUGCGGCCCCCUGCUGAGCCCGCUGCGUAGGACCAGGCUGUUUCUCCCAGCAUGCAGCGUCUCCGCUCUGCCGUGUUAAAUAACCGCUGUGAAGUCAGGCAGCAUAAAAUCUAAGAUAACACAGCGGCAUAUCAAAUAAUAAAACCUCCUAUACCCAAAUUAAAAUUCACACUUUGACGUCUGGUUUAACUUUGUUACUAUGUGAACAAUGACUAGAGAAACCAUUAUAGUAUUCAGUUACAUACUGUAUAUUGAAUUUGGUCUAAAGAAAAGUAGUCAGAAGUGGAAAUAUUAUCACUUCUUAGUGAAUCUGGACACACAUUUUGUUUUCAACCUAUAAAACUCCGUCCUAAACUGAGGGUUCACUGCUGCAUAUAUGAUUGGGUUACUCAGUGAUGUGAUGCAGGUGACAGACACUGACAGGAUCUCCACUUCCUGAAUGGCUUUCACCUGAAAAAUCACAGGAAAUGAAGUGUUUGAGAACAGAUACAACUUGGAGUAAUUCUAUCAAUCUAAAGAAUAAAGCGUUUAAACCUUG